Salvia hispanica is the source of this 1003-nucleotide messenger RNA. RefSeq names its product replication factor-A carboxy-terminal domain protein. NCBI's taxonomy places the organism in Eukaryota, Viridiplantae, Streptophyta, Magnoliopsida, Lamiales, Lamiaceae. The record is from RefSeq and is a predicted model, not a curated record.
AUCUGAACACUAAAUAUAGUUGAAAUCUAAAACCCUCCGUCCCUUCAGCCCUCGUCGUGCCUCUGCCUUCCAUCGCCAACAUCACCGUCCAGUGCUGCCGUUGAAGUCUACAGAGGUUCAACGAAGGAGCGCUGCUCUCCAACAUCACUCAUAAGGCCUGUGUGCAAUCUACAAAAUUCAAAUUCAAAAUUAGGGCAAAACACCAAUUUAGGGCUAAUCCAAGCAACAAAUUCAGGUUUAAUAUGUCGAGUUCCGGCGAACCGAGCAGAAAACGGCCGUUUAUAGAGAUAGAUAAGCCGAGUACAGUAUUGUGCACAGUGGUGGCAAUGGAUUACAAGAAUCUCUUUUACAGAGUGUGUAGUGUGUGCGAAAGGACUCUGCCGGACAAUCCCGGUAGCUCUUGCAGCCACUACAACUGCACCAACAGUUUCAAUCCUUCUACUUCCAGCUCCAAACGCCUCUUUCGUGUUCUUGUGUCAAUAGCUACGGAUACAGAGAUUUUGGUGGUGAUAAUGUUCGAUAGGGCCGCGAGAGUGUUGUUUGGUUGCUCUGCUGAUGAGUUUUUUCACUUUGCCAAGACUCACCCCUAUGCCUCUACAACGGCGAGCAAGGCUCUGGAGGGAGAGAUUUUGACUGUAACGUUAUCAAAGCCGAAGAAUGGCAAUGCUCAGCACCUACGUGUGGUAUCGGUUAUACCUAUGCGAAGUGAUUUUCAGCCAGCCAUCCACACUUUGAGGGAAUUGUAUCCACCCUAACUAACAUUUCACUUUCGUGGAAGCUAUUCUGUGAUUAAGAAUUUCUAUUCUUGCUUUAUGUAUUGUCUAAUACUAGAACUUGAGAGAAUGAAUAAUCGUAGGUUGCUGCUGCUGAGUAUGUUUAGUUUUGUGUAUUUUCCUAGAUUCUUUUUGUAGUUUGAUGCCCUGCAAGAUUCUUGGCAUCGUUUACAAACACGAGGACAUGUGUAUAUUCUUCUAAAUCUCAAUCAAAAUCCUCUAUUUGUUCU